Molecule: messenger RNA, 969 nt
Organism: Myodes glareolus (Bank vole)
Lineage: Eukaryota; Metazoa; Chordata; Mammalia; Rodentia; Cricetidae
Product: olfactory receptor 8C8-like
Biological process (GO): G protein-coupled receptor signaling pathway
Cellular component (GO): membrane
Molecular function (GO): olfactory receptor activity; G protein-coupled receptor activity
Source: RefSeq, a predicted model, not a curated record
CUAGACGUGACAAAAACGGCUAUGAAGAAUGACUCUUCAGUGACCGAAUUCAUUCUCGCAGGAUUGACAGACCAACCUGAGCUCCAGCUACCCCUGUUCAUCCUGUUUCUGGUGUAUCACACAGUCACUGUGGUGGGAAACUUGAGUUUAAUGAGUCUCAUUUUCCUCAAUUCAAACCUGCAGACCCCCAUGUACUUUUUUCUCUUUAACUUGUCCUUCAUUGACUUAUGUUAUUCCUUUGUCUUUACUCCCAAAACACUAAUGAGUUUUGUUUCAGAGAAGAACACCAUCUCCUUUAGUGGAUGCAUGACUCAGCUGUUUUUCUAUUGCUUUUUUGCCCACUCUGAGUGUUAUGUGUUGACAGCCAUGGCCUAUGAUCGCUAUGUAGCCAUCUGUCAACCUCUGUUGUACAUGGUCAUCAUGUCUCCUAGGACAUGUUCUCUGAUGAUGUUUGGCUCAUACCUCACAGGGUUUGUUGCUGCCAUUGUCCACAUAGUAUUUAUGAUCAGACUAAACUUUUGUAAUUCUAACAUCAUCAACCACUACCUGUGUGAUAUAUUUCCCCUUCUGCAGCUCUCCUGCAGCAACAUCUAUGACACUGAGCUUGUGAGUUCUGUUGUGGCCAGCACAGUAGUCAUUGUAUCUAGUGUCAUCAUCUUAAUGUCCUAUGCUUUGAUUCUUUUUAAUAUCACUCAGUUGUCAUCAGGUAAGGGUUUGUACAAAGCCAUGAGCACCUGUAGUUCUCACAUUAUAACUGUGGCCCUAUUCUAUGGAUUUGGUAUGCUUACACAUAUCAAAACAUCAUCUGAUGAGUCUGUGGUUCAGGGGAAAAUUCUCAGUGUAUUUUGUACAUUUUUGCUGCCACUGCUGAACCCUUUUAUUUACAGUCUCAGGAAUAAGGAUGUCAAAGUUGCUUUAAAGACAUCUCUAAGGAGACUCAAAGUGAAUGAAGCACUCAGAAUGUCGUAG